Molecule: messenger RNA, 1208 nt
Organism: Trichosurus vulpecula (common brushtail)
Lineage: Eukaryota; Metazoa; Chordata; Mammalia; Diprotodontia; Phalangeridae
Gene: WIF1
Product: WNT inhibitory factor 1
Exons: 10
Coding region: 1-1140 (379 amino acids)
Biological process (GO): anatomical structure development
Cellular component (GO): cell surface; extracellular region
Molecular function (GO): signaling receptor binding
Source: RefSeq, a predicted model, not a curated record
AUGGCCAGGGAAAGCUUCCUCUCUUCUCUUACAGUGCGGCUCUGCAGCAUCCUCCCUUGGCUUUUUGUCCUACAGACUGAAGCUGGGCCACAGCAAGAAGACAGCUUGUACAUGUGGAUUGAUGCUCACCAAGCAAGAGUCCUCAUAGGUUUUGAAGAGGAUAUUCUGAUUGUUUCAGAGGGCAAAAUGGCCCCAUUCACUCAUGAUUUCAGAAAAGCUCAACAGAGAAUGCCAGCCAUUCCGGUUAAUAUUCACUCCAUGAAUUUUACCUGGCAAGCCACAGGGAAAGCUGAGUAUUUCUAUGAAUUCUUAUCCUUACGGUCUCUGGAUAAAGGCAUCAUGGAUGACCCCACCGUCAACAUCCCAUUGCUUGGGACAGUUCCCCACAAGGCAUCAGUUGUUCAAGUAGGAUUCCCAUGUCUUGGAAAACAAGAUGGAGUGGCAGCAUUUGAAGUGAAUGUGAUCAUAAUGAACUCUGAAGGCAAUAUCAUCCUCCAGACUCCCCAGAAUGCCAUCUUCUUUAAAACAUGCCAACAAGCUGAAUGCCCAGGAGGGUGCAGAAAUGGAGGCAUCUGUAAUGAAAGACGGGUCUGCAAAUGUACCGAUGGAUUCUACGGGCCUCACUGUGAGAAAGCACUCUGCACACCACGAUGCAUGAAUGGUGGACUCUGUGUUACUCCUGGCUUGUGCAUCUGCCCACCUGGAUUCUACGGUGUAAACUGUGAAAAAGCCAAUUGUUCAACAACCUGCUUCAAUGGAGGAACUUGCUUUUACUUAGGAAAGUGUAUUUGCCCACCAGGACUGGAGGGAGACCACUGUGAGAUCAGCAAAUGUCAGCAAGCCUGCAGAAAUGGUGGUAAAUGUAUUGGGAAAAAUAAAUGCAAAUGUUCCAAAGGCUACCAAGGAGAUCUCUGUUCCAAACCUGUCUGUGAGCCUGGUUGUGGAGCACACGGGACCUGCCAGGAGCCCAAUAAAUGCCAGUGUAGGGAAGGCUGGCACGGACGACACUGCAACAAAAGGUAUGGAGCCAGCCUCAUGCAUGCCCUAAAGCCACCGGUUACCAAGCACAGACAGCACACGCCUUUACUUAAAAAGGCCGAAGAGAGGCAUGUUCCACCUGAAUCCAAUUACAUCUGGUGAACCCCCAGCAUCUGAAACGUUUUAAGUUACACCAAGUUCAUAGCCUUUGUUAACCUUUCAUGUGUUGA